GUGUACCCAUUCAUAUAUUUUUCCUCUAUUUCACAUUUUGCAGGUCCUGUAUUGGAUAAUUGUGUUGUUCGUUUGUUUCUGGUUUUCUUUUCAUUAUGUUGUCGGUCAAUUUCAACCACUUCAUGGAAUGAUGCUUCAUGAUGUGUGCGCACCUUCUGUGUGUACACAUCUACAACUCCAAAUGAGGAGUCACCCCAAACAAUGGAAAUUAUUUCUUCCUGCAUAAUCAUACUUACAUAACGCACUUAAUACGUGUUUUUAGAGGUUGAACUAGUUUGGUGUCGGUGUGUUACCCGUGAUGUAGGUACGAAAUGGUUUUUACACCAUUCACUGGUGUAGAUAACCACCGCAGAUGUGUUACGUUUGCAGCUGGCGGUCUCCUACGCAGAGAAGAUGUUCCUUCAUACAGGUGGUUGUUCAAUCGCUUUCUUGAUGUUAUGGGUCAUGCCCCGCAAUGCAUAACCACUGACCAAGACGCUUCUAUGGCUAUUGCUAUCCUAGAAGCAUUCCCAAAGACAAUCCAUCGUCUCUGUAUGUGGCAUAUUACGAACAAGAUUACGACCAAAGUUGACAAUGAACUUGCCAAAGAUUAGGUCUUCUUGACAAGGCUAAACUCUGUGAU
This is a messenger RNA of Cuscuta campestris, 622 nucleotides long. Lineage: Eukaryota; Viridiplantae; Streptophyta; Magnoliopsida; Solanales; Convolvulaceae. The record is from the annotation of a GenBank genome assembly.